Molecule: messenger RNA, 528 nt
Organism: Colletotrichum higginsianum IMI 349063
Lineage: Eukaryota; Fungi; Ascomycota; Sordariomycetes; Glomerellales; Glomerellaceae
Product: Major facilitator superfamily transporter
Exons: 2
Coding region: 1-528 (175 amino acids)
Cellular component (GO): membrane
Molecular function (GO): transmembrane transporter activity
Source: RefSeq, a predicted model, not a curated record
AUGUCUGCACUGCAAAGCUCCCUGAGGUUCCUCCCCCACGUCAUCAUGGGCACCGCCGUCAACGUGGCGGCGGCAUGGCUCGUCUCCAGAGUCAAGGUCCAGACUCUCGGCGCCGCGUCGGCCGUCAUCUCGGCCGUUGCCCCGAUCCUCAUGGCCACGGUCGACCUCGACGGCAACUACUGGUUCGCGCCCUUCUGGGCCAUGCUUCUCUCGCCCGUCAACGCCGACGCACUCUUCACCGUGUCCAACCUCAUCAUCUCGGACGCCUUCCCGGCAGACUUGCAGUCCCUCGCCGGCGGCGUCUUCAGCGAGAUCGGGCAGAUAGGCAACGCCGUGGGCCUCGCCAUGACGGCAGCUAUUGCGGCAUCCGUGACGGAGCACUCGGGCAUCGUCGACGAUACCGGAGCGGCGCGCAUGGCGGGCUACCGCGCCGCUUUCUGGACCGUCUUCGCGGCCACGGUGGCCGUGGUCGUCGUCGUGCUAUGGGGGCUCAGGAAGAGCGGCACGGUCGGGAAGAAGGACGACUAG